UGAAGUCGUGUCCUGGAGAAGUUUUCAAUGCGUGCGUCAAAAGUACGUGAGGACAGUGGCGCAUUGGACGGCUGUAGUCAGUGUUGAAGGAGCGGAAGGAGGAGGGAGAUCAUACAUUAACUCCUGCUGGCUGCGGGGACUCUCCAGUUGAUACAAGCCAAGACAGAGGGGUGCACUCAGAGCAACACUGACAGCUUUUUUUUUUUUGAGGAACACAGAAAGCGACAAAUGAUCUUCUUUUCUUUUUUUUCUUUUUUUUUUUUGCGUGGCAACCCUGUGUAUUCCAGGGCAUUUUUACGCACCGCAAAAGAGUAAAGAAAACGCUGCAGAGAUGAGUGUUGCGCGGCUGUUCUUGCUCCUGAAGGAUCCCCUCUCCUGAUAAAGGGACCAAAGAGGACAAAACAAGGCUGUCCAUGGUGUUUUCCAAAAGAAGAUCGCAAAGGUGGAGCGAUUAGAGAAGGGCUGAUGACGGGACUAUUAAUCCUUUCAGUGCAUCAAAAGCACCAAAGGGUAUUAGAAACGUUUGGAUGGAAAUCGGGCGAGUGUUUAGAACUAUUUUUGGUUUUAUAUGAAACUGGUGAUUAGUUGUUGUGACACAUUUGCAAGGAUUUUUUUUUUCUUAAUCACUGAAGAUUUUACUAAGGAGUAAAUUUGCCUCUUUUUUUUUUUUUUUUUUUUUUUUCAGCGGAAGAUUGUAUGGUAGUCUAUGAGCGGUUUCCCGGCGUGAAUUUUCAGAAACUCUCAUCCCAAUCUUUUUUUUUCCUUUUCAAGUAUUCCUACAUCUAAAUGGAAUUAGUUGAGUCUAAAGCCGGUUGUGAAAGGAACAGACAUGGUACAUGGACACAGCUUCCAUCACGUUGUUGCAAGUCUUCUCAUACUUGGGUUGUCUGGGGCAACAAAGAAGGAUACAGCAGUGAAAAACAACUCUGGAGUGAAGCCUGCAGGUCAAUGUGGAACGUGGGUGAAAGAACCAGAAGGAGGGCUCUUCACUUCUCCCAAUUACCCAAACAAAUACCCCCCAGACACAGAGUGCGUCUACAUCCUUGAAGCCCCCCCAAGGCAGUGUAUCGAUCUACACUUUGAGGAGAAUUAUUCAAUCGAAUCCUCUUGGGAAUGUAAAUUUGACAACAUCGAGGUUCGGGAUGGACCGUUUGGCUUCUCCCCAAUGCUCGGACGGUACUGCGGUCAGCACAGCCCACCCGAUAUCAGGAGUAGCGGCCGAUAUCUGUGGAUAAAAUUUGUUACAGAUGGUGAACUGGAAGCGGUGGGAUUUUCAGCAAAUUACAACUUCACUGCAGAUCCGGACUUUGCAGAUUUGGGAGUACCCCCACCUCUGCCCUCCUGUCAGUAUGAUAUGGUUGGUCCAGAAGGUAUCGUUGAGUCUCAUCAGAUCACCAGGGACGGGAAGGCUGACGCCACCGAGGCCGUCGACUGUAAAUGGUACAUCCGCGCUCCGCCGCGCUCCAAGAUCUACCUGCGUUUUCUCGACUAUGAGAUGGCCAAUUCCAAUGAAUGCAAGCGCAACUUUGUGGCAGUGUAUGAUGGUGGCAGUUCGGUGGAAGACCUGAAGAGCAAGUUCUGCUCCACGGUGGCCAACGACAUCAUGCUGGUUUCCACGCUGGGCGUCAUCCGCAUGUGGGCGGACGAGGCGAGCCGCAAAAGCCGCUUCCGCAUCCUUUUCACAACCUACCAAGAACCUCCAUGCGAUGCAGAUGCCUUCUUCUGUCACAGUAACAUGUGCAUAAACAACACACUGGUGUGUAACGGCAUGCAGAACUGUGUCUACCCCUGGGAUGAGAACCAAUGUAAAGAGAAGAGGAAAGCUAACAUCCUCGACAACCUGAACAACACAAACGGGACCAUAAUCGGUGUGACCUGUUGCAUCGUCCUCAUCCUCCUCAUCGUCUCUGUCAUUGUCCAGAUCAAGCAGCCGCGUAAAAAGUACAUCCUCCGGCGUGAGGACUUUGACCCCACCAUGUUCCAGGAGGUUUUUGAGCCGCCUCACUAUGAGCUGUGUACUUUACGGAGCGCCACCACAGCUGCAGCGGCUUCGGCGGACUUAGUGGACCUGGCGGAAGACUUUGAGAACUACCACGCCCUUCGCCGUGCCUCCUCACGCUGCGUCCAUGAUCACCACUGUGGGUCCGCCUCCAAUCCUGGCUCCGCCCACAUAUCCCAGCUGUCACUCAGCGGACGAGGAAGCCGUGGAAAUUUGAGCGCUCGAGAUGGAGCGGCCGCCACUCUGCUCACAGACCUUCCACAGCCGCCAAUGGCAGUGCGGCCCUUGCUGCCGGCCACAGGAAACCGCAGGAGCAUCUUGGUCAUGAAGCACAGCUAUUCGCAAGAGGCUGCGGACAAUGGAUGUGACCUGGACGACGACCUGGAAGAAGUUCCCACCACCAGCCACCGGCUUUCACGCCACGAAAAGGCAGUACAGCGGUUCUGCCUCAUUGGCUCUUUGAGCAAACAUGAAUCAGAGUACAACACAACUAGGGUCUAAGAGACAAUCUCAAGACUUCUUGAGAAUAGUGAAAUCCUGGAUCAGUACGAACGGGCGUCACUGACAUAUGAAAAAGCGGAGCGGAGAUUUACACCAGCAUGAUGCUGAUGAUGAUGAUGAUGAUGAUGAAGGAACUCUUUGACGAAAAGGAUACUGAAUAUGUAUUCAUGUGCAAAGAUGAACACAAAGGACAGCUGCAAUGCUGUUAAGAGGAACAGUUUUGAAAAUCGGUCAGCUUUGUGCUCUACGUACUGUAGUCGGUCCAGAUUUUUUUGUCUCACUGGAUAGAUAUGGACCUUUAGAAUGAACAUGAUUAUUGAUUAUUGAUCUUUAAAUUUGGGACGUUAGUCAGAAACAUAUCUGUCAUUGUCAUAGAUUCCUCGCUGAUAACAAAAUUAAUGUGAUCAAACAUCUUCACGUUGAUUUUUAAGCAUGUAUUUUUCAAAUUAGUGGCAUACAUAUUAUGAUUUCAAUAGCACAUUAUAGAUGCUUGCAGUUUGUCAAUUUGGGAAGUUUUAUGUUAUUAGUGAAAAUUGGAAUUAAACUCAAUCAAUUACUAACCUAAUGAAAUUUAAUACCGUUGGAUUAACCACAAGCAGUUUAAUAUGAAUAACUAUUCCAGGUCCAGUUGUAUGGCUUGUGCAUGCUUCUUUUAUAUCCAUUGAAACAUUAACAUACUAACGUUAAAAAAUAUGAAAGGCCCCUAUCUACUAAUACAUAAGUCAUAUGGUCAUAAGAAGUGAUUUAAAAAAAAAAAAAAGCAUCUUUAAAAUUGAUUUAUUGCAUUGCAUGCAGUUGCUUAGCUAAAUCAUUAGAUAAAGAGAAUUAUGCAAAUAAAUAUCACCAUUUUCAUUUGAACUAAAACUCCCUUUUAAAUAUGUUGACUAACUUUUUGACUAGCAGCUUUAUUUUGGCAAAGAAAACUUUUUUGUUUUUGUUUGUUUGGUGUGUUUGUUUUUUUUUUUUUUUUUUUUGGCAAACACAUUUACUUCAAGUCUGUUUGUCUUCUAACUCUCUUCUACUGUAAGAGCUUAAUAUCUUUGUAUUAAAACAGACUUUUAUACUAGGGCAAAUUGGGAGGAUGACAGUUUUUACAGUUACUCAAAUUAACUUUCAGGGCUGAUUUUAUUGAUGCUUUGUAAAAUAAAUAACAAUAAAGCUUCACCUUUUUUCUUUGUUGUA
Messenger RNA from Seriola aureovittata, 3682 nucleotides. It is a transcript of the gene neto1l, whose product is annotated as neuropilin (NRP) and tolloid (TLL)-like 1, like. The transcript is spliced from 12 exons. Lineage: Eukaryota; Metazoa; Chordata; Actinopteri; Carangiformes; Carangidae. Bases 830 to 2500 code for a protein of 556 amino acids. The record is from RefSeq and is a predicted model, not a curated record. Gene Ontology annotation, molecular function: protein binding.